Molecule: messenger RNA, 450 nt
Organism: Aureobasidium melanogenum CBS 110374
Lineage: Eukaryota; Fungi; Ascomycota; Dothideomycetes; Dothideales; Saccotheciaceae
Product: ubiquitin-conjugating enzyme E2 N
Exons: 4
Coding region: 1-450 (149 amino acids)
Biological process (GO): DNA damage tolerance; protein K63-linked ubiquitination
Cellular component (GO): nucleus
Molecular function (GO): ubiquitin conjugating enzyme activity
Source: RefSeq, a predicted model, not a curated record
AUGGCUCUUCCUAAGCGUAUCAUCAAGGAGACGGAGCGUCUCAUGGCCGAGCCUGUUCCCGGCAUCGAGGCUGUUCCCCACGAGGACAACUUGCGCUACUUCGAUGUCAAGAUUCACGGCCCUUCACAAUCUCCUUACGAAGGCGGAAUCUUCAAGCUCGAGCUGUUCCUGCCCGACGACUACCCCAUGACUCCUCCCAAGAUCCGCUUCCUUACCAAGAUCUACCACCCCAACAUCGAUCGUCUCGGUAGAAUUUGUUUGGACGUUUUGAAGAGCAAUUGGUCGCCUGCUCUGCAAAUCCGUACUAUCCUUCUCUCCAUUCAAGCCUUGCUCGGUGCACCCAACCCCGAUGACCCGCUCGCCAACGAUGUUGCCCAGAGAUGGAAAGAGGACCAGAAUGCCGCCAUUCAAACCGCAAGAGAGUGGACCCAGCAAUAUGCUAAGCCUUGA